Molecule: messenger RNA, 570 nt
Organism: Caenorhabditis sp. 36 PRJEB53466
Lineage: Eukaryota; Metazoa; Nematoda; Chromadorea; Rhabditida; Rhabditidae
Source: the annotation of a GenBank genome assembly
AUGGAUCAAUUGCUCGACGUGGAAACGCUGAAGAAGCUGUCGCCGGAGCAGCAGGAGCAAGUGAUUAGCGGCGUCAAACAGCAGGCUGCCCUUGCCAACGCUCAAAACCUCGUCACGGUACGGUCCGGUGAUGGAUUUGGGGCCGAAAAUGAUGGAGAAGGCGUCAAAAUGAUGGAAAAUGAUGGAUUGGCGUAGGGAAUCGGGUCCGAAUUCGUAUUUUCCCCGGAGAAAAUUGAGAAUGAUGAAAUUUCGGUGAAAAUUGGAAAAACUGCGUUCCCGAAAUUUCAGCUCUAGAAAUAACAAUUUUCGGCGAUAAAAGCUCUAAUAUGUGCCUACAAUUUUGGAAAUCUGAAAUGAUCGCAUUUUCUGCAGGACAUAUCGGAAAAGUGCACGAACAAGUGCAUCACGGCGCCGGGAAGCUCGUUGGCGAACGGCGAGAAGCAGUGUCUGCAGAGAUGCAUGGACCGCUUCAUGGAAUCGUGGAAUCUCGUCUCGCAGACCCUCCAAAAGCGCCUUCAGGAAGAGAUGGCCUCUUCUGGAGCCUUCGGACAGGGCCCCUCGUUCUCAUAA